Molecule: messenger RNA, 5056 nt
Organism: Oncorhynchus masou masou (cherry salmon)
Lineage: Eukaryota; Metazoa; Chordata; Actinopteri; Salmoniformes; Salmonidae
Product: growth factor receptor-bound protein 2-like
Exons: 9
Coding region: 475-1344 (289 amino acids)
Biological process (GO): regulation of MAPK cascade; signal transduction
Cellular component (GO): plasma membrane; cytoplasm; nucleoplasm
Molecular function (GO): phosphotyrosine residue binding
Source: RefSeq, a predicted model, not a curated record
UGAGGUAAAGUCCAAAAGUUCCGUUUGAAAAGAGGCGGUCACUAACCAAGUGCAAGUAACUGGUUCAUCUCCGCGGUGGGACAUUCAGCUAUUGUGCGUGUUGGGGAGGGAACUCGAAAGUCUCAGCUUUGUUAUACUUCAAUGAAAGGACGCGGAAGUAAACAGUCUUUAACGGAUUUGUUUUAUUUAACCUUUAUGAUUUUACGAAUAUGACGUUUUCCUUUUGAUGUGAACUUGCGACAUUUUGACUGAAAUUAUGAUCUAGUAGGCAAAGCCCUGUCUUGCUGCGUAAAUUUCCCGGCCUCUUGUGACUGUCAACGCGUGGCUCUUUACAUGAGAUAAAGGUAAACAUUGACACAUGGUGAAUGCUACGAACUACCCAAACAAGAAUUGUUCUCUCAGCUUCGUGACAGAAGACCGACUGCAGUCCUUUUGCCUCCCUAUUCCAACUCUUUGACCCUUCCACCGCUCGCCAUGGAAGCCAGAGGAAAGUACGAGUUUAAUGCUACGGCUGAGGAUGAGCUGAGCUUCCGAAAGGGAGACAUCCUGAAAAUUCUAGGUAGUCAAGAUGAGUGGUUUAAGGCAGAGCUGCAUGGACAGGAAGGCUUUGUGCCCCAAAACUACACUGAGAGACAAACCCCAAGCUGGUUCAAGGAGACGGCGAGCCGCAGCUCUGCUGAGGAGCUCCUGAUGUCUAGGGAGGUGGGGGGAUUCCUGAUCCGUGGCAGUCAGAGCUCCCCUGGAGAAUUCUCCAUCUCUGUCAGACAUGAGUUUGACGUGCAGCAUUUCAAAGUGAUGAAGGACAGCAAAGGCCACUACUUCCUGUGGUCAGAGAAAUUCACUUCCCUCAACAAGCUGGUGGACUUCUACAAGAGCACCUCCAUCUCCAAGCAACGGGACAUCUACCUUAGAGACGGUAGCCGGGAUGACCAGAGCCCAUCCGCACCCCAACCGUUGAAGAGGGGGAGUCUACCUGAGGAGAGGAGCUAUGGGGCCCCUACUGCAGCCACGGCACACCGCAGGGCCUCAGACCUUCCUCACAGUCAGCAGAGUAAGAGACCUGGGAUGGAGGUGAGGGCUCACACCAUAGGCACCCCUGGUAGAAACACCCCCCUAACCUCUCUCCCAGCCCCCCAAAGGACAUCUGAAACCAUGCCUCAUCCACAGAGGGCAGUCAUACAGGUGAAAGCAGUGUACGACUUCACAGUGGAGGAAGAGGACGAGCUUGGCUUCCGUGCAGGUGAUGUCAUUGACAUUUUGGAUCACUCUGAUCCAUCGUGGUGGAAAGGAAGAUUGCGGGGUAAAAGUGGUCUGUUCCCUGCCAACUAUACCACACCAUUAUGAGGAAAGCUUAGAGAGAGAAAGAAGUCGCUCUUUGGGCUUCCCCAAUCAUAUGGACUGUGAUGAUAAGAGUUGGGCAACACACAGAAACUUCAGCAGCCCAAACUGUAGGACUAAAAAGAAAUUGGUUCACAUAUGAUUUCUGAUAACAUAUGCUCACACUUUUAUAUUUAUUUUAAAGCUGGUGCUCAGCAUGAAACAAAUGACAUAGAUUUAUAAGCAGAGGCGGACUUACCAUUAGGCAGAAGAGGCAAUUACCUCAGGCCUCACAUCAUCAAGGUGCCUUCUGAGCUGGGCAUAAUAAGAAAAUACUAGCAAUCUUCUUUUUUCCCCCAAUAAUGUCUCUGCAUAAGACCUCACAACUGGUUUAUAAUAAUGGACUAUUCCACCUUGACAGAGAUCCUGUGCAUUGUUUCACACGAUAUGAUUGCAAAUUUGACUUUCAUUGUAAUUAAGCUGUAUCAAUGAGAUGCUUACACAGCGGGGCAGAGAAAUGUGCAAUUAACACAACCAGUGAAAAUAAAAAGAAAGAAAGAAGAUUUAACAGAAAAAUGUUGUAAGUUAAUCCAUUUCUUUAGUCAAAAGACAAGUGCUGCUUGUAAUACUGGCAUUGUCAUUGAGGCAGAAGACAUGUAUGUGUAGACACUGUAUCUGAUGUAAUCUGGCCAAACAGAGCAUGACAUGUCAUUCGCUUUUUGGCCCGACAGAAUCAGAUACAUUGGAACCAUAUAGAAAGACAGGGGCGUUGUUUGGCUCACGAGGAUAAUCGGAUCAUCUCCAGUGAGAUAGUUUGUCACUUGUAAACUGAAGGAAAUUGUUUGGAUGCUACUUUAAGAAGUGAUUAUUUGACAAUCAGAUGGAAACAUCAUGACCUGUUGUGUUCAUUUGAAUCACAGCCCCCGCACCCACAGGAGGCCUUUUGCCUUUUGGUAGGCCCUUAUUGUAAUUAAGAAUUUGUUAACUGACUUGCCUAGUUAAAUAAAGGUUACAGGUUAAACAAAAAUGGCACACUAAAAGGUCAUUUCUUUUUACAGUUAAAUUAUGUCUUUACUAUAAAACCCAUAACAAAAUGUUGUCCACCCAAAUCACUAACCCAACUACAGUGUCAUAUCCAUUGGAGGUUGAAAACUGGGAGCUAUGCUGCCACACAUUUACUGUAUGGUACUACACUUUUUGUAUUGCUACCUUUUUUUAUUGUUUGUAGUGCUUGCUUUUAAUUGUAAGGUCGCCAUAGCAAAUUAUGUCUUGUUAGUGAACUACCAAAUUUACAAUGUCAGUUUGGGUAUGCUUGUCAUCUGUCUAAAUUAAAACAAUGAUGUAUAUAAACCCAGGCUUGCUGAUGCUAUGUAUUGGCCAAUGAGAUGCUUUGAAGCCACCGGUCGGCCAUAUUGUCACUCCUCAAAAGCAGUCUUCCAUAGGAAUGUAUUUAAGUAUUUUUUGUUGUAGUUGGGACAGUAUUUUCAAAAAAAAAUUCUAUUGAUCUGACACUGAGAACUACAGUAUAUUCCUUACCUGAAGUGUUGGGUAAUAGUGAACUACAUGUAAUUCAACUAGUAAUUUAACUACAUUUUGCAGUAGCUCAGUGGUAGUUGAACUAAAUUCAAUCUAGGUAGUGUUUCCAGUAGUCAUAAAAAAAUGCAAUGUAACGUUGUAGUAACUACUGGAAAUACACACUACUUUUUUAUUUAAAAUAAAGUAAAAUAUGUGUGAAGCAGGCAAUCGUUUCCAUUCUUUUUCAGCAUCAGAUUUUCCUAAUCCAAUUACUAGAGCUUUACAUUGCAACAAAAAAAGGAAUUAACUACUGAAAACACUACCUAGAUUUGAAUUUAGUCUUGCAAUUUGUAGUCUAUGACAUUUCAGAUUUACAUAUGAAAAUUUUUCACAAACAAGUUUGGGUGUAGUAAACUACGUUUCAAAGUAACUUUAGUUAAGUAAACUAUAUUUUCCUUAAGGGAAGCAUUAGUGUAGCUUAACUUCUUCCAGAGUGAAGUAAUUGGUGGCUUGGUAAACUAGCCUACAGUACCAGUCAAAAGUUUGGACACACAUACUCAUUCAAGGGUUUUUCUUUAUUUUGUACUAUUUUCUACCUUGUAGAAUAAUAGUGAAGACAUCAAAACUAUGAAAUAACGCAUAUGGAAUCAUGUAGUAUGCAAUAAAAAGUAUUUUAGAUUCUUCAAGUAGCCACCCUUUGCCUAGAUGACAGCUUUGCACACUCAUGGCAUUCUCUCAACCAGCUUCACCUGGAAUGCUUUUCCAACAGUCUUGAAGGAGUUCCCACAUAUGCUGAGUGUAAGGAGUGCGAACUGGCGGCAGAGAAGUCAGACGCAGGAGAGAAAUAACUGUGUUUCCAACGGUGCAGUUUAUUAACAAAACCCACCAGAAAACAGAAUAAUAAAAUAAAUGGGUACAUAACCCAACGCACACCAGGACAGACGUGCACAAUAAACAAUCACCGACAAGGACAUGAGGGGGAACAGAGGGUAAAAUACACAACAUGUAAUGAUGGGAUUGGAACCAGGUGUGAUGGAAGACAAGACAAAACCAAAGGAAAAUGAAAAGAGGAUCAGCGUUGGCUAGAAGGUCGGUGACUUCGACCGCCGAACACCGCCCGAACAAGGAGAGGGACCAACUUCGGCGGAAGUCGUGACACUGAGCACUUGUUGUUCCUUCACUCUGGAACGUUAAAUGUUCUUGACAUUUUCCGGAUUGACUGACCUUCAUGUCAAAGUAAUGAUGAACUGUAAUUUUUCUUUGCUUAUUUGAGCUGUUCAUGCCAUAAUAUGGACUUGGUCUUUUACCAAAUAAGGCUAUAUUCUGUAUACCACUCACAACACAAUUGACUGACUCAAACACAUUGAGAAGGAAAGAAAUUCCACAAAUGAACUUUUUACAAGGCACACCUGUUAAGUGAAAUGCAUUCCAGGUGACUACCUCAUGAAGCUGGUUGAGAGAAUGUCAAGUGUGCAAACCUGUCAUCAAGGCAAAGGGAACCAGGUGUGAAGAAUCUCAAAUAUAAAAUAUAUUUGUAUUAUUUUAACACUUUUUUGGUUACUACAUUAUUCCCUUUGUGUUAUUUCAUAGUGUUGAUGUCUUCACUAUUAUUCUACAAUGUAGAAAAUAGUAAAAUAAAUAAAAACCCUGCAAUGAGUAGGUGUGUCCAAACUUUUGACUGGUACUGUAUAUUUUCAGAGUAGCUUCCCCAACACUGCUGACCUGUGACCAAAUGUUUGUUUUUUUAAUGUAUGUCACAGAACCAGAGCAUCCAAGAAAAGUAUCCGAAGCACAGGGUCUGAUAAAUACAUUUGGAAUUGAACUGUUUUGGUUUUUGCUUUGAGUCAUUUCAUUUUAGUUGGUUAGACAUUACAAUAUCAUGUAGGCUAAUUUAUCUGUAUUGAGUUCUAUGUUAAACCUACAAGCCUAUACACUACAGUACCAAUGUGUUUUACGUGACACCACUCAAUUCUUGGUUGGCCUUUAUGGAAAUUCAAAAUAAUCACAUUCUCCAUGCAAGAAUUACCUCAACCACACACAAAGACGGCGCCGUACUGUAUGGCUGCCGUCUUUGCUAUUUUGUGAUUAUUGUUCCUUGUUUUAUAGUAAACCUACUACUUAUAUCGAUUACUGCAUUGUUGGGAAAGAGUUAGCAAGAAAGCCAUUUCACUGUUCUUGUGCACGUGACAAUAAAACUUGACAUUUGAACCAGAUUAUAACAUUU